Hippopotamus amphibius kiboko is the source of this 7056-nucleotide messenger RNA. It is a transcript of the gene PTBP3, whose product is annotated as polypyrimidine tract binding protein 3. The transcript has 15 exons. Lineage: Eukaryota; Metazoa; Chordata; Mammalia; Artiodactyla; Hippopotamidae. The coding region runs from base 181 to 1845 and encodes 554 amino acids. Gene Ontology annotation, biological process: mRNA processing; regulation of cell differentiation; regulation of RNA splicing. Gene Ontology annotation, molecular function: mRNA binding. The record is from RefSeq and is a predicted model, not a curated record. Gene Ontology annotation, cellular component: nucleus.
GGUGGCGGGAUCGGCCCUGGUCUCCGCCCCUGUUUCCCACUCUCCUUCCACCUCCGACCGGCCGGGGCUCCGGAGAGGCGCCGCUUGUCGGUCCCCGGAGCCGCCCCGCUGCCGUCGCCUCCUCCCUCCGCUCGCGGUGAGCCGGUCAGUCCCCACGCUGUGCGCUUCUCCGUCUGGGCCAUGGAUGGUGUUGUUACAGAUCUUAUAGCAGUCGGUUUAAAGCGGGGAUCUGAUGAGCUUCUUUCUUCUGGCAUCAUUAACGGACCUUUUACCAUGAACAGUUCCACUCCUUUGGCAGGUGUGUAUGCUAAUGGGAAUGACAACAAGAAAUUUAAAGGAGAUAGACCUCCCUGUUCGCCUUCCCGUGUUCUCCAUCUUCGCAAAAUUCCAAGUGAUGUCACCGAAGCAGAGGUCAUAUCAUUAGGUCUACCAUUUGGCAAAGUAACUAAUCUUUUGAUGUUGAAAGGAAAAAGCCAGGCUUUCUUAGAAAUGGCUUCUGAGGAAGCUGCUGUUACUAUGGUGAAUUAUUACACUCCUGUUACUCCUCACCUUCGAAGCCAGCCUGUUUUUAUUCAGUAUUCCAAUCACAGAGAACUUAAGACUGACAAUCUACCUAAUCAAGCUAGAGCCCAAGCUGCACUGCAGACUGUCCAGUCAGGAAGUCUUGCCCUUCCUGGAGCUCCUACCAAUGAAGGCACAAUCCUACCUGGGCAGAGCCCUGUGCUCCGAAUAAUUAUUGAAAACCUCUUUUAUCCUGUUACCCUGGAAGUUCUUCAUCAGAUAUUUUCUAAAUUUGGCACAGUCUUAAAGAUUAUCACCUUUACAAAGAAUAAUCAGUUUCAAGCCUUGCUUCAGUAUGCUGACCCAUUGAAUGCACAUUAUGCCAAAAUGGCUCUGGAUGGCCAGAAUAUCUAUAAUGCAUGCUGCACUCUGCGUAUUGACUUCUCCAAGCUCACCAGCCUUAAUGUGAAAUAUAAUAAUGACAAAAGCAGAGACUUCACUCGCUUAGACCUUCCUACUGGUGAUGGCCAGCCAUCCCUUGAACCCCCUAUGGCUGCCGCUUUUGGUGCACCAGGUAUAAUUUCCUCACCAUAUGCAGGGGCUGCUGGAUUUGCCCCAGCCAUUGGAUUUCCUCAAGCUGCAGGUCUGUCAGUCCCAGCUGGACUGGGUCCUGGAGCUCUCGGUCCUCUCGCAAUCACCUCCUCUGCUGUCACUGGAAGGAUGGCCAUUCCUGGGGCUGGUGGUAUGCCGGGAAAUUCUGUUCUCCUUGUCACCAAUCUUAAUCCUGAUCUUAUCACACCACAUGGACUUUUUAUCCUAUUUGGAGUAUAUGGUGAUGUACAUCGAGUGAAGAUAAUGUUUAAUAAGAAAGAAAAUGCAUUGGUUCAGAUGGCAGAUGCAAAUCAAGCUCAGCUAGCAAUGAACCAUCUAAGUGGUCAGAGACUUUAUGGGAAAGUGCUUCGUGCUACACUGUCCAAACAUCAAGCAGUUCAGCUUCCUCGAGAGGGACAAGAAGACCAAGGUCUUACUAAGGACUUUAGCAAUAGUCCUUUGCAUCGCUUUAAAAAGCCUGGCUCUAAAAACUUCCAGAAUAUUUUUCCACCAUCAGCUACUCUGCAUCUUUCCAACAUCCCCCCCUCUGUUACAGUAGAUGAUCUGAAGAAUCUUUUCACAGAAGCUGGAUGUUCAGUGAAGGCUUUUAAAUUCUUUCAGAAAGAUCGAAAAAUGGCACUCAUUCAGUUGGGAUCUGUGGAAGAAGCAAUCCAGGCCCUCAUUGAGCUUCAUAACCAUGACCUUGGAGAAAAUCACCACCUCAGAGUUUCCUUCUCAAAAUCUACAAUCUGACUUUUCUGUGAAUUUUUCUCCUAAGACUGGACCAUAAUUUCAGUAAAACCUUCAGACAUAGACUGAAGCAGCUCAAGACCAAUUCUGCCUCUUUCACAAAAAUAACUCUUUCUGAGUUUGAUAUUCAAGUAUAUUCAAAAAAUCAUAGGAUGUUCUCUUUUCCCUUUUCUCCCCACCAGUACGUCGUCAGAGGCAUGUUUUUCCUUUGUACGAUAGUUUCUAAAAUGAAAAUAAUCUUCAGGAAAAAAAAAAUCAGGAAAAAUUUUUUUUCAAUAAUUUAGUUCCCUCUAUUAGAUUGGAUUUCAAGAGGACAGAUUUUCUUUUAGUUUGGGUCCAGAUCAGCCUUAUACAAUAUUUCUAAACUCCUUUGUACUUUGAAAAAUUUGAACAUACAGACUUUUAAAGUUACUUGAACGUAAGUAAUUUAAAUUACCUACAACCAAGUUUUUAACUUUAUGAUUCAGAAAUUUGACUCCUGUAGGAAACUAUGUUCCCGGAUAAGUUACAUCAGUUAUUUGGCAUCUGUUGAUACUUACUAUACAUAAGUAAAUUGGGUUGUAUUGGAAGCAAAUUUAUAAACUUGCAUGUUUUCUUUCAAGUUUUUUUCCACUGUAAGACACUCCUUUGACUAUCUUUAACUUUUUAAGACUAUUUAGAGAAUGAAGUGUCUCAACUGUCUCCAGGGAGAUUAAGUGGAAUCCAACCAGGAUCUAUUAAGAUGUCAGAAUAAUUAAUAAUUUUAUUAGGAAAAAUCAUGUUUUAAAUUUCAAAAUGACACUUGCCUAGUAAUAUAAUAUGAUCUUGGAAAAUUUAAAACGAAAAAUAAUCCUACUUAUAAACUACUUUUUUAUAGUUGUUUUCAGAAAAAAGUUUACAGUCUUAAGGAAAAUAUUCAGGUCUAUCAUAUGGUUUGACAGAUUUUUUAAAAGUUAUUUUUGGUAAAGUCUUCUUUUAGAAAAAAAAUUAAUCUCAAGGGUUUUUUGUACCACUAUAAUCUCUAAUACUUAUUCAGAAUUACUGUGUAUUUACUUAAUUUCCUAUUAUGUGCCUUAUUAUGUGCUUAUGAUAUAAUAGGUUAGAGUUUUAUCUAAGUAUCUUGAAAGCUAUAUUGUGGGCUUGGUGAGUAUUUGUUUUUUCUUUCCCUGUUUUGGUAAGGAUUUUGAAGUUUUUUUUCAUUGCAAUUUUAAGUGAUUUUCAAUAAGUAAUAGUUUCUAUUCAAAUUUUUGGUGCUUUGGUGUAGAGGUGGGGUGGGGAAGGGUUUAAUGGUUUUGGGAAUAACUCAGUGCACACCUGUAGGCCUCUUCAUAUUGUGACCUGUAGUGGUCAUUGCUAGUUAUAGCAUACCAAUUUGGGGCUAUAAAAUGCAGUCUCAAUUUUUGGAUCUUGUCUAAUCUUUAUCACCCAUUAGAAUUUGUCUCAGGAUUACUUGGUUUUUUUCAUAUACUCAAGUGAAAACUUGCUUUUCUUUGUUAAUGUAACUUCAUUACUGAGUGCCCACAUAUGUGGAGUAUGAGAAGGUGGAUUCUUUCUCAUACUCUGUCCCUCUCUCUUUUUAGUUGAAUAUAUACUCAAGUGAAAACUUGCUUUUCUUUGUUAAUGUAACUUCAUUACUGAGUGCCCACAUAUGUGGAGUAUGAGAAGGUGGAUUCUUUCUCAUACUCUGUCCCUCUCUCUUUUUAGUUGAAUAUAUACUCAAGUGAAAACUUGCUUUUCUUUGUUAAUGUAACUUCAUUACUGAGUGCCCAUAUAUGUGGAGUAUGAGAAGGUGGAUUCUUUCUCAUACUCUGUCCCUCUCUCUUUUUAGUUGAAUGUAAGAGUACAUUUUAAUGUUGCUUCAGUGAUUGUAUAAUGUACUAUUGUUUCUUUCUAAUUAGACACUUUGCUUUUGUUAAUUAUUCUUUCAGUGCUUGAGCAGAUUUCUUUAAAGCAGAAUUUGUUAAAAGGGUCAUUUUUGUCUACCCCUUUUACACUUUUCUCAGAUUCUCAGAGUGGCCCAUCUCACCUUUUGAAAGAAUAUCUCAAUCUCUUUGCUAUAUUCCAGCCAUUAAUUUGAACACAGGAAGGUUUUUACAAAAGAAAUUUUACAAAAAAAUUGGAGACUACAAAAGAUGUUAUAGAUUGUUCAAAAGCAGAAUUCGCUCAACGCUGAGCAACAAUUAGUUGGUAGAAUACGAAGGAGGACACUAAAUUGACACCUUUCAAAUGGAAUCAGUUUUAGUAUUGCCUGAUAGGUAUAAUCAUUUAUCUUGUUUUUAUUUUUUCAGUUAUGAAAUAUAUUUUUACCAAAACACUGAGUAAGAGGGAAGGGGGGGGAAUUUCUUUAAGAAAUCUCCCAAAAUUUGCUUCAUUUUUUCCUUCCAUACAGGCACUAUCAUGAUUUUCAGUUGCAUUUUAAAUUGGAUUUUUUUUUUUUUUUUUUGAGUUAGGAAUUACUGUGUAGUUUGGAUUCAUGAGUCUCAUUCAGUGUAAGUGUAGCAGAAGUGUAGCAGAAGGGAGAUCAUAAUGGUGUUGAAUGUAAUUUUGAAGUAGGGAAUGGCCUUUAUAUUUGAGAGAGAACGUUUGAAUCCUUUUCAGGGAUUUGUGUGUGUGUGUGUGUAUAGAUAAGUGUAUAUACAUACAUACACUCUUCUAAUGUUGUACAUACAUAUGCACAUUACAUACAUCUUAAUUUAUUGACAAAGAACGUUAAUCAAAUUGAGAUUUGGAAAAGUGAGGUAUUCUUGUUUAAAAUAGUGUGUUUGAAACCAUCAAUUUGUGUCUAAAAUUAGCUGUAGCACAUAGAUGUUGUCUUUAUUGGGCUGUUUGCUCUUUGAAUUGUAGAGGUCUACAGUAUAUGUGUUGGUAUAGUUUCUAUAAAAAGAUUUUGAAAAAAUCAGGGCAGUGGAAAAACUAGAUAUUUGUAUUUUUUGUUUUGGCAUGCAUUUAGUUGAUAUCUUCUAAGCAAUGUUUAUUUUUUCUGUUGAGCUGUCUUAGUAUCUUAUUUUUAAAUUUAUUUACUUAUUUUAAGGAGUCUUGUCUUAUUUUUAGACGUGUCUGACUUUGACAAAGUAUAUAUAUUCAGGACUUUAAAAAAUAGCAGUACACGUUUAACAGUAGCAACUUAUGCCAAAAUGUUUUGAGAUUUAAAUAACUUCCAUAGCAGUAAGUUGUGUUUUGUGUGAGAUACAAAUGGAAAAAUAACCUUAAUAAUUUGAUAAUUUACUGGAGAGGUAUCAGAAUAACCCAAUACCUCCUACAGGAUACCAUAAAUUCUUUGUUUAAGGCUAAAUAUUGUAAUGUUAUUUGUAGUAAUGUUUCUGAUUUUGUUGUUGAAAGUUACAGAUCUCACAGUUUGAGAGACACAGUUUUUGCCUGCCUCAUCCCUGUGGAAGCAGUGCCUUUUUUGGCUUCACCUAGGAUGAUGAUCAUAGAUUCUGCCUCAGUUGAUUAAAAGUGACUCUCAUGAAUGCCUCUGUUCAGUUUUAUGUAAACUUUCAAAAGCUUCCAUGUCAUUAGGCAGCAACGUUUAUACAUUGAGUAUAUUAUCAUGUAAUUCCCUGUUCCCACUAAAUAUUUUUGGACUAAAGAUGACAAGCUCAAAAGACGUGUCUCCCACCCCAUCCCCCAUGAGUCACUUAAAAACCCUGUUUGCCGAACUACCAGCCUAUCUCAUAGAAAACCUAGCGUGUACUGCUAUUUUCAAAACCAAAAAGACAGCAUGACUAUGCGUAAAAGCAUUUUUCUCAACCUUUCCUUUGUCUUGAUCUGUUGUUAACAAGAAUAAAACUGCCAGACUUAAAAUAUUCUACUGUUGUGCUGAAAGAAAUACAAUUUAGAUUGCACAGAACUUUUCCUUUAAAGAAAAUGUAACUCAGCUGUCUUUUAAGAGCUGUGUUAUUAUGUACAAGACUAUUUGCAGUCUUUUUUCAGAGCAAAUUUUAACAGCUAGUUGUGAAUGGUUUAAAAAAUAGAAAAUUACUAAAAUAUUAGUUUGGGGGUUUUAUAGAGGGAGAAAAAACAGGACCAAAGUUUAUGUGCCUUCUUCAGUAGUCUUAAUUGAUCUUUUCUUCCUAUUUGAGACUAAGGUAGUAUCAGUAUUCUGGUUUUCAGGAAAUACGCAUUAUAUAGUUUUAAAAGAAUGUUAUCCCACAGACCAUCCAAGUUCAAGCAAACAGUUGUAACUGUUAAAUGAAGUUUCAGUUACACUUUUUACCUUCGUCACAUAAUAUUCACUAUAUAGCAUGUGCAGGUCCAGGAUCAGAGCUAUUCUAAAUCUUUGUGGUAGUCAUCUUAGUUUCUGCAACCUGAGGCAUAUGUUCCAGAGAACAGGGAUAUCUUUCUGGUCUAGUGACCUUAGUGAUAAUAGGCAUGCUUGAAAGCUGCUUAUGGCAAGCUUACAUCAGCACUGUAAACAGAUUUUUGUUGUUGUUGUUGUUACAUUAUUUUUAGUUCUUGAAUCUAUGUAGUAGUUGUAAUAACAAAUAUUUAAAUAGCUAUUUUUGAUGUCAUUUAAAAAAAAUCGUACUCUGGCCUUUUUUCCCUUUACCGUUAGUUACUCAGAUCUUUAAAAAAUUCAUCCCACAUCCAAAAAGUACUAAUUAUGAAGAUCGCUGACCAAACAAAGUUUUGCAUCAAAAUGUCACCUCAUUGCUCUGACCAAAGACUGACUGUUCUGGUUCCUUUCUGUUAAGCAUUUUUUUUCCCAAGCUCCUUUCUGAAAGAAGACCCAGUGCAAAGCGGCCUUUACUUUCUAUUUCCUAUCGGUGAAUAGACUGCUUAGAGAAAAUGGGAGUUUAAAUGUGAACAGAAUGGCUUAGGAUGACAAGGGUUUGAUGGGCAUUUUUAGUACUGUAUUUAAGAGAAAAAAAUAUAGCACAGCUAGGAGCCUCUGACAUUGUCUCGUGUUUUGUGUGGUCUGUCCAUAAAAUUUCCUUUUUCAGUUUAUAAGAAUGUUCAUCGAACAGAAGAAAAUGCUGUAAAUAUUUGUAACAACAUUUUUUUUAAGCAGGCCAAAAAAGGAAAAAACAAAAAAACGGUUUUGGGGAACAAGUGAACAUAUUAAGUGGUUUUAUAUAAAACAUCAAUUGUCUUGUAUAUUUUGAUAAGCAGCAGUACCAGCUUUUAUUUGUAAUACAGUUUGUGGCAUUGGAAGAAAAGGAUUCUGUGAUUGUUGAAGUGAAUUAUGUUAUAAAUGCAAAGAAGAUAAAAUAUUAAAAACAUAUUUUCUAAGUG